UGCUAUAAUAAUGAUGAUCGGUCAAUAUUAUCGUCACCAUCAUCAGCCAUCCAAACACCCCCUAUCAACCCUAGUUGCGAGCACCAAACCCUAAACGUCAAAAUUCAACCACCGCUCUGCAGAUUCUUCCUUCAGGAGAUCGAUUCUAACGAAGAUUUGAACUCCUAUAAACAAUGACUGCUGAGGGGGCCUCUGAUUCUUCGGGUCCUCGUUAUGCUCCACCUGAUCCAACUUUGCCUGAACCCUGGAAGGGUUUAAUCGAUGGGAGCUCAGGUGUGAUGUACUAUUGGAACCCUGAAACUAACAUCACUCAGUAUGAGAAACCUACUGCUGUGCCGCCACCGGUGCCAUCAGGCCCACCUUCUGUGCCCUCUGCAUCUAAACCCGUGUCUGCACCGGGUACUAUGUCAGAACAGCCAAAUGGUAUUCCUGGUCAACAAGCACCUCAAAUGUUUUCUACACCAGAACAAAUGCCACCUCAGCAAGGUAAUAACAUACCUCAAUCAUACCAGAGUAUUAAUAUGGAACAGUCACAGGGCUACCAGUAUACACAUAAUCAACCGAUGCAUUACAUGGGGUACCAACAGAGGCCACCCAAUAUGAUGCAGCCACCUCAGCAUUCACAUGUUCAAAAUCAACCUUCAGAUGUUAAUUCCGUUCAAGCACCCCCUACACAAUAUGGUGGCUCUCAGUUCAACAUGCAACAACCAUCGCCAUUUGGUCAGUUGCAGCAGAGCGGUGUUGACUAUCAGCAACAUGGACCAAAUUUUCAGAAUCAAAUGGGUCAGCAGCCAAAUGUUCCACCGGUAGGAUCGAAUAUGAGCUUUGCGGAUAAUCUACCUGGAAGAGGUGGGAAUGAUCAGUAUUUUAAUGCUAAAAAUGGUGUGCCUGCUAUGUCCCCUCAUCAACCCAAGCUUGCAGCAAUUCCAAUGGCAAGAACUCAGCCUGGUGGACCCACCUCGCAUAACAUGUAUGGGCAAGCUACUGGCGGCCCCCCAUAUAUGAAUAACUCUAUGAUGAUGGCAAAUCCAGCAGUAAUGGGCCCUCCAGAUGCUAUGGCUCUAUCAUCUGUUGAAGUUUACCGUAAAAAACAUGACGUCACAGCAACGGGUGAUAAUGUUCCAGCUCCAUUCAUGUCAUUUGAGUCCACUGGAUUCCCUCCAGAGUUAUUGAGAGAGAUAUAUGCUGCUGGUUUUGCUUCGCCUACACCUAUUCAAGCACAAACAUGGCCUAUUGCUCUACAAAACAGGGACAUAGUGGCAAUUGCAAAGACAGGUUCUGGUAAAACGUUAGGCUAUCUGAUUCCUGCGUUCAUGCUGCUUAGACAUUGUAACAACAAUCCCCAAAAUGGGCCCACAGUCGUUGUUUUAGCUCCCACUAGAGAACUUGCUACUCAAAUACAAGAUGAGGCCAUCAAGUUUGGCCGAUCCAUCAGAAUCUCUUGCACAUGUUUGUAUGGUGGGGCUCCUAAGGGACCACAACUGAAGGAAUUAGAACGAGGAGCGGAUAUUGUGGUAGCAACUCCGGGUCGACUAAAUGAUAUACUUGAAAUGAGGAAGGUUGACUUUCGUCAAGUUUCUCUUCUUGUGCUUGAUGAGGCUGAUAGAAUGCUUGAUAUGGGUUUCGAACCUCAAAUAAGGAAGAUUGUUAAUGAAAUACCUCCUCGAAGGCAGACGCUAAUGUAUACUGCCACUUGGCCCAAAGAAGUGAGGAAAAUAGCUGGUGAUCUUCUGGUCAAUCCUGUUCAGGUCAACAUUGGCAAUGCAGAUGAGCUUGCUGCAAACAAGUCUAUUACACAGUAUGUGGAAGUGGUCCCUCAAAUGGAGAAGCAGAGGCGUGUGGAGCAGAUUCUGAGAUCUGAAGAAAGGGGUUCCAAAAUUAUUAUUUUCUGUUCAACUAAAAAAUUAUGUGAUCAGCUUACACGUAGUAUUAGUCGUAAUUUCGGGGCUGCUGCCAUUCACGGAGACAAGUCUCAGGGUGAGCGAGACUUUGUUCUCAAUCAGUUCCGUUCUGGAAAGUCCCCGAUAUUAGUUGCUACUGAUGUUGCUGCACGUGGCCUUGACAUCAAGGACGUCAGGGUGGUGAUUAAUUAUGAUUUCCCGAACGGUGUGGAGGACUAUGUCCACCGAAUAGGGCGGACGGGAAGGGCAGGGGCAAAAGGGGUGGCUUACACUUUCUUUUCUGAACAGGAUUGGAAACACGCUGCUGAUCUUAUUAAAGUUCUCGAGGGAGCUAAUCAGCCUGUGCCAAAUCAGGUGCGAGAGAUUGCGACACGUGGGGCGCCUGGAUUUGGGAAGGACCGGGGUGGAAUGAGCCGCUUUGAUUCUGGAGGUGGUGGCGGGCGCUGGGAUUCUAGUGGUGGUCGUGGUGGCAUGAGGGAUGGUGGUUUUAGGGGUCGUGGUUUUGAUUCAAGGGAUGGGGGUUUUGGUGGCCGUGGUGGUGGUGGUGUUCCUGGUGGAGGUGACAUGCGGGAUGGUAGAUUUGGUGGCCCAAGGGAUGAUGGUUUAAGUGGUCGUGGUGGCUUUGGAGGUAGAGGUGGCCAGAGGGAUGAUGGGUUUGGUGGUCGUGGUGGAAUGAGAGAUGGUGGCAACUUUGGAGGUCGCGGUGGAGGGAGGGACGGCAACUUUGGAGGUCGCGGUGGAGGGAGGGACGGCAACUUUGGAGGUCGCAGUGGAGGGAGGGACGGCAACUUUGGAGGUCGUGGUGGACCUAGAGGUGUUGGUUUUGGUGGGCCGGAUGGCGGUUGGGAUAGGAAUGAUAGAUUCAAGGAUUCCCGUGGUGGGCGUGGCAGAGGGCGAUUUGAUAACAGAAGAGAUGGUGAUCGUAGCAGGGGAAGAAGCUAUAGCCGAAGCCGAAGCCGGAGCAGGAGUUACAGCCGGAGCCGGAGCCGUAGCUGGUCACGCAGCCGGAGCCGUAGCCGUAGUUGGUCACGCAGCCGGAGCAGGAGUCGCACACCUGUAAGGCGCGAAAGACGGCGUGAAUCUAAAUUUGAUCAGAAAGCACCAGACGUGCCUGUUGCUGGUCUAAAUUCUGAACCGGGGGUCAUGCAACAGCCUGAGAGUAGCGUUGCGGUAAAUCAAAUUGCGGAACCGUAAACGAUACACUGUAAGUUUAUUUAUUUUUCUGCUGCUGAAGAUUAGACAUCAGGUAUGGCUAGGCUCUCUCUGGGUGUCAUUUUUGUCGACUGGUUGGUUUGAAAUGUUAUUUUACGUUUAAAUAUAGAAUUUCAUUUUUAUAUUCAUCAGAAGAUAAUACUUGAUUAGGAGAGUUGUUGUGUAUGAUUUAACUGUUUGUUUUCACCCAUAAGCAUUAGUUCAAUUCAA
Molecule: messenger RNA, 3323 nt
Organism: Helianthus annuus (common sunflower)
Lineage: Eukaryota; Viridiplantae; Streptophyta; Magnoliopsida; Asterales; Asteraceae
Product: ATP-dependent RNA helicase-like protein DB10
Exons: 7
Coding region: 174-3095 (973 amino acids)
Cellular component (GO): cytoplasm; ribonucleoprotein complex; nucleus
Molecular function (GO): ATP binding; protein binding; RNA binding
Source: RefSeq, a predicted model, not a curated record